AUGAAGGGCCGGGCGCCUUCCUACGCAUCGUCGUACCAGAAGACGCGGUACUACGCCCAGCCGUACCAGUUUGCGUGCGCCGCCAACGACCAUUACAGCGGCUCAGUGUUCUCCCAAAACGAGCACAGCGGCACCAAAGUUGUACAGCGCUACUACUCGGUUAACUUGCCCGGCGGCCGGGUCCAGCACGUGAACUAUACUGCUGACAACCAGGGCUACGGCGGCUACAACGCCGAGGGCCGGGCGCCUUCCUACGCAUCGUCGUACCAGAAGACGCGGUACUACGCCCAGCCGUACCAGUUUGCGUGCGCCGCCAACGACCAUUACAGCGGCUCAGUGUUCUCCCAAAACGAGCACAGCGGCACCAAAGUUGUACAGCGCUACUACUCGGUUAACCUGCCCGACGGCCGGGUCCAGCACGUGAACUAUUCUGCUGACAACCAGGGCUACGGCGGCUACAACGCCGAGGUUCCCAGUACCCAGGGUGGCCAGGCGUCUUGGUCGAGGAACCUGUCGAUCGCCCCUUCCGGAGAUGAGUACGAUGAAAAGGAUGAUCCGCAGCUGGUAGAGAACAAUAUGGUAUCGGAAGUUGAUGCACAGGUGAUAUACGCACUGUUCGAUGAGUACAGUGGGCAGCUCGAGGUGCUGGGGAAGGUAAUCGCCGCGCCAUACAUCAAGGACCAUGUCGAUGAGACGGAGACGCUGCGUCAAAGAUUUCGGAGGCAGGAGGACGAGCCCCUCAAAAUACGCGGCACACAUGGCGAGAACAUGGUGCCAGCCAGCCCUCAUCUGAUGAAAAUACAGGCCGAUAGGGCCUACCUCAGCAAGGCGAUCGAGCGCGUGAUGAAGGCGUUGCGCCGAGAGAGCUCGCACCUGCCCCUCCUGGAGACGGUGGAAGCCGAGGGCGCCCGCAGACAGGAGUUCGUGGUCAUCGAGGAAGAUGCCAUCGCGAACUCCAAGAGCAUUACCGCGCUGCAGGAAGAGAUAAGAGAGUUGAAAGUAUCCAUGACAAAGGAGAUAACGGAUCGCGACAACCGAAUAUAUGAGCUGCGGGACGAGCUGCAGGAGGUGCUCGCCCGCACCGGCAUGGAGGUGCGCUACACGGCGGCAUCGUCGCGGGCGCGGCUCGCCUCGAACGAGGGUCAGACAGAGCAGAAGCGCUUGCUGAAACGCAACCAGGCUGAAGGCGCGCGCGUGGAGUGCGACUACGAGACGAGGGUCAACACCGAAAUUGAGAGCCACCUGCGGGACGCCCUGGAUGAGCUGGACGAUAUGCUUGACAAGAGGCUGACCAAGUUUGACGUCGACACCGACACCAAGGAACGUGAGCUUAGCAGCCUCAAAUAUCAAAAACAGCAAAACUUCCAGGCGCUGUGUGACGUGAAGGAUAAAUACGCAAACUACACGCGAGUUAUCGCCGAGGACGACGAGGAGCUGCGGCUGGAGGAGGAGCGGAUCAAGGAAGAGGAGCGUAGGGAGGCCGCAGCCAUCGUCAUCCAAUCCUACUGGAAGGGUUAUAAGGAGCGAAAAAAGCUAAAAAAGAAGCUCAGGAAGUUGAGACGGGCAGCAAAGAAGGCCAAAAAGGCUGGGAAAGGUGCGGCAGCGAGCCCAAAACCCAAGAACAAAAACAAGAAGAAAAAGUAAUCGGUCAUGGUCUGCUUGU
Molecule: messenger RNA, 1663 nt
Organism: Pollicipes pollicipes
Lineage: Eukaryota; Metazoa; Arthropoda; Thecostraca; Pollicipedomorpha; Pollicipedidae
Product: dynein regulatory complex protein 9
Exons: 11
Coding region: 1-1644 (547 amino acids)
Biological process (GO): cilium organization
Cellular component (GO): motile cilium; cytoplasm
Molecular function (GO): protein binding
Source: RefSeq, a predicted model, not a curated record